Molecule: messenger RNA, 998 nt
Organism: Jaminaea rosea
Lineage: Eukaryota; Fungi; Basidiomycota; Exobasidiomycetes; Microstromatales
Exons: 2
Coding region: 57-692 (211 amino acids)
Source: RefSeq, a predicted model, not a curated record
GGCGCGAGUCGCGUGGCUCUGCGUGGAGUGACGCCACACCAUCGCUCCUCAGCAAUAUGAGUGCAAGCGCUAGCACAAGCACCAGCGCAACGAGUGCCGCGACGCGACCAGCAACAGGUGUGGCAAGCCCUCACGACGGCCAGGAUGACAGCGCGCUGGCUCGUGCGGUCUUGCCUCCUCGACCAGGCUCCCCACUCCUCCGCUUCGCACCGCCUCUGGUCUUUCCAAUCACCACGAUUGCCGGCGUCACCCCGUAUACGACGGCGACCAUGUCGGCGUGGUGUCCAGCGCCGUGGGCCCCUUGCUGCUUCUCGUCGCGUGUGCAGGCGGCGCCCUCGCCUCUCCCUCUUGCCACCGCUGACCACGAGGUUCCCUGCAUCAUCGAGGACAUCGACUCGGGAGACGAUGACGAGGACGAAGACGACAACGCAGACCCUACCGCCCCGCUCAAGAAGCCCCUCUACCUCUCUGUGGCGGAGGAGCUCACCGAGAUCCGGGCACGACAGGAGCAGCAGCAGAUGACUGCCACUCCGGCCACUACAAUGUCACGUCCCAACAGCGCGACGCACUACACGAGCCUCGAGGCGCAGAUUGCGCUCAUGAAGAGCCAGAUACAGGAGAGGGAGAAUGCGAAGAGGCCAGCGACUGUAGCAACCGCCGCGAAUGGACGCGCUUCGCCGAAUCACCACUGAUCUCGAGCGGCUAUUUGCGUCCCCCGUCCCUCGCGCGACGGCUUGAGCGGGCUGAGCCAACCCGCGCCCACGUGUUCGCGUGACCCUGAGUGGAGGAGCCCGAUUACCGGUCAAUGCCGCCGCCCGACUCGAUCCCGUUUCGUCGAUUGGUCACCAUCUACACGCUCGUCACCAACACACCGAUCCAGCAUGACCUUCUCUCGCUUCCUCGUCAGCUCAUCGCGCGCCGCUCUGGCCGCUCGCCCCGCGACCUCCGCUCACCUCGCCAGGGCAGCCCCGCUCAGCACUUCUGCCAUCCGUCUCUCG